GCCAGACUGGUAUCUCUUAGAACCCACAACAGCUGGGCACAGAUAAAAUCUUCCUGGGUUAUGAGAGAUUGGAUACAUUGAUAGACCUGAAUAAAGAAAUUCAUCACUGCAAAAAACUGGCAACACUAAGAAAAAUGAUAUAGUCCUGCUGAUCUCUAGAGUUGUAGCACUAAUGGGCAACUCAAAUACGCCUGAAAAAAAUUUUCUUCCAGGAUGGAUGGGGGAUCUUCAGAGACUACUGAAGAAAAUGACUUUACAGAGAGACCUGUUAGAAGACGACAUUCCUCAAUUUUGAAACCUCCAAGGAGUCCUCUUCAGGUCCUCAGAAGUGGGAAUGAAACAGUUCAGGAAUCCAAUGCUUUGAAGAAUAAGAAAAACUCUCGACGAGUCAGCUUUGCAGAUACUAUAAAGGUAUUCCAAACAGAGUCUCAUAUGAAAACAGUGAGAAGGUCAAAAAUGGCAGAAACAGAAGCAAGAGAAAAUGUUCUGUCUAUACAGGAUAAGAAUUUAGAAGAUAAUUAUUGUGAGAUUACUGGAAUGAACACAUUGCUUUGUGCUCCCAUUCAGACUCAGAUGCAACAGAAAGAGUUUUCAAUUAUAGAACAUAACCAUGAAAGGAAGCAUGGAAAUAACCAGACAGUCAUCUUUUCAGAUGAAAACCAGAUGGACCUGACAGCAUGUCAUACUGUGAUGAUUACCAAAGGCCUUUUAGACAGUACCAAAAGUGAAAAGUCCACCAAAAUAGAUACUGCAUCAUUUCUGGCUAAUUUAAAGCUCCAUACUGAGGAUUCGAGAAUGAAAGAAGAAUCCGUGGAUCAAAACACUUAUUCAGAAAAGAAAAUAAAUUUCAAUGACUUAAUAAAGAGAUUGAAUACAAGAAAAUACAGUGCUUUUCCUUCUACAGGGCCUGAUAAAGAAAAUUCUGAGAUACCUGUUUAUUCUGAAGAAUCUAAUAGUGCCUCUUCUAUGCAUCAAGUUCAUGUAUCUCUUAAUAUGGAUGAGAAUAGCAGUAACAUGACUAAAAUCUUUAGAGGACAAGAUGAUGGGAUGAAUUUUACCCAGUGUCAUAUAACCAAUAUUCAGACAUUGGUUCCCACAUCCAGUGAGGCCAACUUACAGGAAUUUAAAGGUAAUGAUACUACAAUUUAUGGUAAUGACAUAAUGGACUUGACAGUUAACCACACUAUUCAGAUUUUACCCUCAGCAGAUGAUUUAUCUGAAAUAGAAAAUCAAACCCAGACUGUCACGAUGGACAUCACAACAGAUUACAGAACUAAAGUUCCAGGAAAGAAAACAGUCUUUAAGAAUAAGACAAAUACUGCUUUUCAAGACCCUUCCUUAAACUCUGAAGAUAAUAUACAUAGUACCAGAAGUCAUAUUAUGGGGGCAGAAACUCAUAUGGUCACAGAGACUUCUAAUAAAGAUGCUAGAACAUUGGCCAUGACCCCAGAAUCUGUAUGUUCUACUUCAGCUACUCAAGGUUACAAGACAGUUUUCUAUUGUAGUUGUAAUGAUGCCAUGGUACUGACGAAGUGUCUUUCAAGUAUGAGAGAAGAGAAAAAUUUGCUAAAGCAUGACAGUAAUUCUAAAAUGUCUUCUAAUCCCGAUGCCACCUCUCUUCUCAUAGAGAAAACUAUUUAUCCAGGAGAGGAUAACAUGGAUAUUACCAAGAGUCACACAGUUGCAAUAGAUAAUCAUGUUUUUAAACAAGAUCAGACAAAUGUACAGAUGGCAGCUGUACCAAUAUCUGAAAAAGAAAUGAUACUCCAAAAUCACAAAACCAUGUCAGAAAAUGGGAAAAUGAGUGUAAAUUUUAACUCAAUUUGUCACAUAUCUAAGGAAAGAUUACAACAGAGGCUGGAAAAUCCUUUAUCUAUUUCAUUGGCUGGCAAAAAGACUGAACUCUUAGCAGAUGAAGAUAUGGAUUUGACUGAAAAUCACACAAGUAACUUAGGAAGUCAAGUUGCUCUUGAAUCUUAUAAGUUAGCACCCAAGAAUACUAGUAAAUCUCAGUGUCUUAGCAAAAGUUCUUCUGAUAUAGGAGGAAAAAUGACCAAAGGUCAUAUUGAAGCAUCCCAACAACCAGACAUCCUAACUGAUACCUGGAGCAAAGAAAAAGACCAAGCUUUGAAAAUUUCAUCCUAUCAUGGUAAAGAUUCUUCUCAAUCAGCUGACUGUAAUCAGGACAUAGCAACAAGCCAUAACACAGUCUACUGUGGUGGAAUUCUUGAUAAACAAGUAGCACUGGGAAAUAACAGAAAUACAGCUUCAUGUGAGCAAUCUUUGUUUUCAUCAGAAGGACAAUCUGCCAUGAAAAAUUAUAAUACUGCUGUUAACAGUUAUACUGUGAAAUCUGUACUAGGUCAGAAUUCUAAACUGCCUGAGCCACUAGGGAAAAGCUUACUUGAUGCCACAUCUGACUUUUUUCAUGAACAGAUGAUUGUUUGUUCAGAAGAGGAGCAAAAUAUGGAUCUAACCAAGAGCCACACAGUUGUCAUUGGAUUUGGUUCUUCUAAAGAACAAGAACUUGGUAAAACUAGUUUAGAACACACUACCAGCCAGCUAACAACAGUCAGUAGACAGGUAGCUGUAAAUGUUGAAAAAUGUGAUGAAAGCCCUAUAGAAAAAACUGGAGUGUUGUCAUCUAAUUAUAUCUUGGAUGUGUCAAAAGGUGAAAGUAUACAGAAAUCUGGAUUUCUGAAGAAAAAGCAAAAUGUCAAAAUUUGUGGAAGGAAAAGUGUUGGUGGACUAAAAAUUGAUAAGACUGUUAUAUUUUCAGAGGGUGAUAAGAAUGAUACGGCUAUUACCAAGAGUUACACAGUAGAAAUAAACCAUCCAUCUUUAUUAGAUGAACAUGAUUUCCAUCUAGUGCCUUUGGCAGAAACUUCUAAAACUGUUUUGUAUACAUGUGGGCAGGAUGACAUGGAGAUCACCAGAAGUCACACAACUGCCUUAGAAUGUAAAACUACCUCACCAGAUGAAAUAAUUACUAAGCCUACCAACAAAACUGUAGUGUUUGUAGAUAAUCAUGAUGAACUGGAAAUGACAAAAUCCCACACUGUUUUCAUUGACUACCAAGCAAAAGAGAAAACUGUGCUUCCAGCCAGACCUAAUUUUGAACUAUUCCAAAGGAAAAGCCUAGGAAACAAAGUGAUACGAACUCCUACUAAGGAGAGUGUUUUCUUCCCAGAAAAUGGCAAAAGUGACCAUCCAGCAUCAAAAGAUAGCCAGUUGACAUGUCUAGAAGAAUGGUCUAAUAAUGCUCCUAUAGAGAAAGCUGUAUCAUUUAUAGCUGAUGAUGAGAUGGAAGUGUCUAAAUCAACCACUUGGAAAAAUGUCAAAGAUAUACAGAAACCUGAAUUUCUGGAUGAAUCUCUGUCAGGCAAAAGUCAGAAAAGGAAGAGCCUCAGGCUCAAAAAUGACAAGACCAUUGCAUUUUCAAAGAAUGAUAAAAAUAAUAUAGAUAUUACCCAGAGUUGUAAGGUAGAAAUGAAUAACGAAACUAUGCUGGAAGAUAGAGAGGACUUCCAUUUGGUCCCUUUGGCAGGAACUUCUAAAACUAUUUUGUAUUCAUGUGGACAGGAUGACAUGGAGAUCACUAGAAGUCAUACAACUGCCAUAAGAUGUAAAACUGUCUCGGCAGAUGAAAUUACUAGGCCUAUGGACAAAACUGUAAUGUUUGUAGAUCAUCACAAUGAUUUGGAAGUCACCAAGUCCCAUACUGUGUUCAUUGAUUGUCAAGCCACAGAAAAAAUAGUUCAAGGGCACCCUAAAUUUGGAACAGCAAUAGAAAAAAACUUGGGUGUUUCUUUUCCUGAGGAUGCUAGCUGUGUUCAAGAAAUCACUAAAAAACAAGCACUGGCUAUAGAAAACAAAAUUGUUCUUCACACUGACCAAAAGCAUCAUAUCAUGCCUUUUGUUCCUACUAAUACAUCGUCUAGGGAUCAAAGUGAAAUAGGAACCAUCAAAUCCCAUGAUGCUGCUGUGGAUGAAGAGGUCACAGGGAAAGUUGUACAUCAAGCUCAAACAUUGAAAAAAGCCAAAAUUAAAAGUUGUCACUUAAAUAGUACAGAUAGAAGGAAUGUGGAAUUUACAAGCAAUCAUACAACUGCUGUUUGUGGAUCCUGUGAUAAUUAUUCCUGUUUACCAAAUGUUAUUUCCUGUACUGAUAAUUUAGAGAAUAGUGCCAUGUUCUUAGGUGAUAAAAAUGAGGAGAAAACCAAUAAUUACCCAGUACAAAAUGAUCUUGCUUCUGCGAACAAUUCAGCCAAUGAAUAUUAUUUGGAAUCUAAGGGACUGUCUCUCUCUGUUCCCUGUCCUUUGUUAGAAAAGGAAGAAGUUAUUCAGACCAAUACCAAAGGACAUAUACCAGCCAAUCAGACAUUAAUGUAUAGUCAAGAUCUGGAGGAGAUGACUAAACUUAAUUCAAAGCAAGUAUCUUUUAAGCUUCCAAAAGAUCAAAUGAAAACUUUUGUUGAUGAUAUUUGUGUUAUUUCUCAGGCUUCUCCCCCAACCCAGCAACCUCUACCAUCUCAAAAAGAACAAAGUAGUGUCAAUAAAGAUGAAGUAAUACUGUCUAAACCUGGAAAUAAGAGUUUAAAUAUAGGAAAUUCCUCUACAUGCACAGGAGAAAACAAGUACAAAAUGCUCAAUAAUGAGAAGCAGUUUGCUACAACCUGUAAAAAGGAACUGAAGGAAAAUACUCACAUAGCUGAAUGUAACACAGCUAUAGAUUUCCACGAUAACUCAGACUUGACUGAGCAAGCCAUUCAAACCCAUGUCAAUGCUGGAAAAGCAUCAGAUCCUGUGAUUACAUCUAAUGUUCCAAGUUUUAGUAGUUCCAGACCAAAUUUUAGUAAUUUGAAUGGAAAGACUGAAGAGUACUUAGAUUGUCAAAUUAUUCAUAUAGUGCCUCCUCCAGAACAAAUACUUGAAUUAGGAAAUAAGGCACAUAAUGAUAAAAGUAUAGUGCAAGCUACAGAAGUACAUAAUGUUAACAUAAUCUCCGGCAAUGCUAAACAUAAUAGAGACAAUGAAAAUAAGUCUUAUAAUGGAGCUGAAAUUACUUCUGUACCAUUAAAGACAGCUGUUAAAGAUAAAAUGAGGAGAUGUUCUUUGGGAAUCUUUUUGCCCAGAUUGCCAAAUAAGAGAAAUUGUAGUGUCUCCGGUGUUGACGACCUGAAGCAGAUUUCAGCAGACACAACUCAGCCAGUCCCCAGCAAGGAUUCGGGCAUUGAAUGUGUUGCAGCCAAACUGAACUUAAGUCCAUCUCAAUAUAUAAAUGAGGAAAAUAUUCCUAUAUUUCCUGAUGAGAUUAAUUCCACAGAUUCAAUUAGCAUAGAAACUGAGGAAAAGGCUUUGAUUAAGACAUACCAAAAAGAGAUUUCACCAUCUGAAAAUACAAUGGAAGAAACUUCUAAUAGCCAAAAAAGAACCUGGGUACAAGAAGAAGAAGAUGAUACUCAAAAUGAGAAAAAAAUCAGAAAAAAUGAGAUUAAAGAUACUGCACAAGAUCAGGAGAUUUUUGUUCACCAUACUGAAGGGGAUAUAGAUAAAAAUGCUAACAGUAUAUUGAUAAAAAGCCUGAGCAGGACCCCAUCUAGUUGCAGCAGCUCUUUGGAUUCAAUCAAAGCUGAUGGGACUUCGCUGGAUGUCAGCACAUACCGUAAUAGUCAAAUGGAAUCACAGCUUCUUGGAGACACUAUUUGUGAAGAGAGCUUGAGGGAGAAACUCAAAGAUGGGAGAAUAACAAUAAGGGAGUUCUUUAUACUUCUUCAGGUCCACAUCUUGAUACAGAAACCCCGACAGAGCAAUCUCCCAGCCAACUUUACUAUAAACACACCACCUACUCCAGAAGACCUGAUGUUAAGUCAGUAUAUUUAUCGACCCAAGAUACAGAUUUAUAGAGAAGAUUGUGAAGCUCGUCGCCAAAAGAUUGAAGAAUUAAAGCUUUCUGCACUGAACCAAGAUAAACUGUUGGUGGAUAUAAAUAGAAACCUGUGGGAAAAAAUGAGACAUUGCUCUGAUGAAGAGCUGAAGACCUUUGGAAUUUACCUUAAUAAAAUAAAAUCACGUUUUACCAAGAUGACUAAAGUCUUCACUCACCAAGGAAAAGUAUCUCUGUAUGGCAAGCUGGUGCAAUCAGCUCAGAAUGAAAGGGAGAAUCUUCAGAUAAGGAUAGAUGAGAUGGACAGCAUACUUAAGAAGAUCAAUAACUGUCUCACUGAGGUGGAAAUAGAAACUAAGAAUGUGGAGAAUAAAGAGAAGGACAAUCCCAUGGAAGGAUGGGAUUCUGGAAUAAGAGCUGCAGAGAAAGAAUUAGAACAGCUGAAAACUGAAGAAGAGGAACUUCAAAGAAAACUCUUAGAACUAGAAGUACAGAAAGAGCAGACCCUUACUCAAAUAGACUUUAUGCAAAAACAAACAAAUAGAACUGAGGAGCUACUGGAUCAAUUGAGCUUGUCUGAAUGGGAUGUCAUUGAGUGGAGUGAUGACCAAGCUGUUUUCACCUUUGUUUAUGACACAAUAGAACUCACCAUCACCUUUGGAGAGUCAAUAGUUGGUUUCUGUUUCCUGGAGAAGCCUGAUAAGAAGAUUGUUGGCAUGAAUUUUCAAUCUCUGUUAGAUGAGGAUAAAGCUCCUCCUUCCUCCCUUUUAGUCCAUAAGCUUAUUUUCCAAUACAUUGAGAAACAGGAAUCCUGGAAGAUGAAAUGUACAACACAACAUCAGGUACCCAAGAUGCUUCAAGAACUCUCACUGGCAGUGAAUCAUUGCAGACUCCUUGGAGAGGAGAUUGAGUUUUUAAAGAGAUGGGGACCAAAUUAUAAUCUGAUGAACAUAGAUGUGAAUAAUACUGAGUUGAGACUUUUGUUCUCUAGCUCUGCAGCAUUUGCAAAGUUUGAAAUAACUUUGUCUCUCACAGCCAAUUAUCCAUCUGUACCAUUACCUUUCACCAUUCAAAAUCACAUUGGGAACACUGGCCAUGAUGAAAUUGCUACCAUUCUAUCUAAAGUGCCACUGGAGGACAACUACCUGAAAAAUGUAGUCAAGCAAAUUUACCAAGAUCUGCUUCAGGACUGCCAUUUCUUCCACUAGACCCAUGGACCACAGCUGUAACAACCAAGCAGAAUGUGCUUAAUCAUAUUAUGUCAGGGUCUCCAUUGCUCUGUAACCUUUUUUUAGGACAUAGAAGCCCUAGUAAAAUUCCUUCUGAUGGUAAUAGUUAUUUUUUAUGGUUAUUUUUUAAAUCUCUAUAGUCAGGAAUGAGAAAAGGCCUCAAGUAGCCUGUUAUCAACUUGUGCAUCUUUGUACCAAAGAUUUAAGUAGUAAAACACUUAGGGAAAAUAUCCCCUAUGUAGUACUCUCUGAAGAAACCCUAAGGAGUAACUUUUAUAUAUAAGGGAAGUUGUUACCAAUAACAAAAACAUUAGCCAUUUCUCCAUAUAUAGAGCUUUGGCCUUUAGGUAGCCUGGAAUCUGCCCCACAGAUAUUUCUGGAGUAAGACAUGACUAUCUAAAAGCAAUAGCACUCAGCUAUUGGAAUGUUUGCCGUCUUUUCUUGAGUGCCUUGCCUUUUAUUCGAUAAAGGCCUCUUAUUCUAAAAACAUCCAAUAAUGUUUGCUUAAUAAGUAUAAUUCUUCUAGGGAAAGUUAACUCAUUUUGGUCCAGUACAUAUAUGUAAAUAUAUUAAUGUUAUUUUUUGUGUUUGUGAUAUAAUAAGGAGAUGUAUAUAGAAAUUCAUACAGAUAUACAGAGAGAUAACCUUUUGCCUAGGCAGUUUAUACCUUUCUGAGGGAUACUUGGCAGCAUGAUUCUCAAUUUUCUUUUAUUAAAUAUUGAUACUUCAACAAUAUCGUAUCCAAAACACUAUCAAUUUUUGGCAGUAAUAAUAAACCUGCUGUAAGUAUUGGUUCUUGAAGCCACACCUCUCAUAUAAAAAAUAAUAUCCACUGUUUAUUAAAUGAUCAUUAUUAUCUAUGAAGUAGGCAAGUAUGAAAAAACUUUUACUCAAACAUUAGUCAAAUGCUAAUCAUAUUUAAUUCUAAACUAAAAUAUAUUUGCAUUUUUAAACUAAUUUGUCGUAAAAUUUUGCUUUACAUAGGAUUGGAGCAAAGUCCUAUAGGUACCAUGUAUGUUAUCUUCCUUCUUGAUUAGUUUUUCCUUCUGAGCUAUACAUCAAAAGAUCACAUAGUUUUUAAAACCUUCAAAAGUCAACACAAAACUCAUUUGCCAUAAAAAUCAAGAUGUAGCUGUUCUCUAUUUCCAUAAACUUCUUGGGAAGACUUUGAAGUCAUUAGGAUGGUCUAUUUUUAUGAAACUUAAGUUACUUUUCUUAUUAGGGCUGUUUUCUUUCUUUUUUAGAAGUCUAAAAAGUAGAAGUUUUAUUUUAUGCAUUUGAGUAACCAGGAACUGCCAGCUCCAAAAAUAAUUUGGCUUAUGAUGGUGGUCUCUGGUUUCUGUAAUAUUAGUACAUAAUUAUAAUAUUUACCUAGCUAUUUGUGUUUUUCUUUGUGCACAGCAUUGGCUAUUUUCAUAAUUUGUCAGAAGGUUUGCUUUUACUAACUGGAAAGCAUUAUUUUUUGCAGUAUUAAAAUUACCUUACUGCUUAAAAUCUUAUGUAAGUAGUAUUUCUUCAUGAGGUAAGGAAUAGCCAAUAGAACUUUAAAAAUAAACCAAAGAAUCCUCUCUCUAGGUACACUCAUGUAUUUGAAAACUAAGAUAACAUUAAAAUAUGUCAGGACCUUAACAUAAGAACCAGGAACAGGGCGCCACCUGUGGCUCAAGGAGUAGGGCGCCGGUCCCUUAUGUCAGAGGUGGCGGGUACAAACCCAGCCCCGGCCAAAAACCACCAAAAGAAAAAAAAAAAAAAAAAGAACCAGGAACAAACCACAGUUAGCCCUGUGUCUCUGAAGAACAGUAAAAUAAAACUAUUUUGAGGUUCCUCAGGAAAUCAUCAGUUCUCUAAGCAAAUGCAGUGGUUUUCAAAGUAUAGUCCCCAGAUUAGCAGCAUCAGCCUUACCCCAAACCUACUAAAUCAGAAAUCCUGAGGUAGGGACCAGCAUUAACAAAUCAUGGGUCUUUUUUCCAUACUUUCUUUUCUUCUAUCAGCUUUAUUGAAGUGUGAUCCAUUCAUAAAAGUCAUCAUUUAAAGUAUAAAAUGGAAUGGAUUUUAGUAAUUUAUAGUUAACAUACAAUAAUCACCACAAUCAAUUUUAGAAUAUUUUCAUCACCUAGAAAAACAUUGUAAAUUAUGUAUUUUCCAACAAUUUUUGGAAAAAUAUCCUUUAGGUAUUAUCCCAUCCACAUUAUCAUUUCCCACUGUGACCUUUCUUAAAGUUACUAGAAAUCUACUUCCUGUCUCUAUAAAAAGUUCUGUUUGUUCUAUUUUGAAUAUUUCACAUAAAGGAAU
Messenger RNA from Nycticebus coucang (slow loris), 9408 nucleotides. It is a transcript of the gene KNL1, whose product is annotated as kinetochore scaffold 1. Gene Ontology annotation, biological process: cell division; attachment of spindle microtubules to kinetochore; protein localization to kinetochore. The transcript is spliced from 27 exons. The coding region runs from base 214 to 7095 and encodes 2293 amino acids. The record is from RefSeq and is a predicted model, not a curated record. Gene Ontology annotation, cellular component: nucleus. NCBI's taxonomy places the organism in Eukaryota, Metazoa, Chordata, Mammalia, Primates, Lorisidae.